Messenger RNA from Rana temporaria (common frog), 2286 nucleotides. Its product is annotated as zinc finger protein 501-like. NCBI's taxonomy places the organism in Eukaryota, Metazoa, Chordata, Amphibia, Anura, Ranidae. Gene Ontology annotation, molecular function: RNA polymerase II cis-regulatory region sequence-specific DNA binding; DNA-binding transcription factor activity, RNA polymerase II-specific. The transcript is spliced from 4 exons. The record is from RefSeq and is a predicted model, not a curated record. Gene Ontology annotation, biological process: regulation of transcription by RNA polymerase II. The coding region runs from base 108 to 1577 and encodes 489 amino acids.
CCACACAGGAAGAUCACACCAUCCCUCACCAUCAUCAGGGUGAAGAUCUUGGGGAUUAUAAUGUUGUUAAAGAGGAGUUUAAAAAAGAGGAAGAUCAAUACAGUUUAAUGGAAGAGUUUUUAGAAGAACACAAGGAACUGAACAAGGAGCCAAUAGCUAAGGAAAACCCACCAGAGAGAUGUCCCCGUCCUCUGUAUUCCACACAGGAAGAUCACACCAUCCAUCACCAUCAUCAGGGCGAAGAACUCAAGUACAUCAAAAUUGAGGUUAAAGAGGAAGAAGAAGAGAGGUUGGUGAGUGGAGAUCAGCAGUCUAUGGAGGAGGGGGAGAUGGUUACGCAAAGUAAACAGGAGAACUCUGCUCAACAUAUGGAAACAAGCAGGCACUAUACUUGGAAUAUCUCUGAGGAACAUUUUCUAUUCCCUCCGGAUUAUAACGCAGAAGAUCAAGGCCUUGCACAUUGUUCUCCAGGAGUAAAUCCCAUUGCUGUAAAUAGACAUCGGGGAUCUUAUCAUUUGGACCCCUCUAAUCCUGAGGAACCCUCUGAUAAUCCACAUACGAAUAGUCCAGAUUUCCAUAGAACAGACGAUCGAGCAACGGGUCCAUCUAAUGCCAAGGAAUCUCUAAGGAAUAGAAGAGAUCCCACAGAAGAGCCUUCAUGGUCAUGUUCAGUUUGCCUAAAAUCUUUCACCGGAAACGGAACACUUCUUAGACACCAAAAAAUUCACACGGGCGAGCGUCCCUUCUCGUGUUCAGAGUGCGGGAAAUGUUUCGUUCAGAAAGGAGUCCUUAUUACGCACCAGAGAAUUCACACAGGGGAGCGUCCCCAUUCGUGCUCGGAGUGCGAGAAAAGUUUCAUUCAUAAAGGGGACCUUCAAAAACACCAGAAAAUUCACACGGGCGAACUCCCUCAUUCGUGUUCAGAGUGUGGGAAAGGUUUUAUUAAGAAUGGAGACCUUCUCAAACAUCGGAGAACGCACACGGGGGAGCGUCCUUUUUCAUGUUUAGAGUGCGGGAAAUCUUUCAUUCUGAAAAAUAUACUCGUGAGACACCUAAAAACCCACACGGGCGAGCGGCCUUAUUCGUGUUCAGAGUGCGGGAAAUCUUUCAGUGAGAAAAAAACACUUCUUAGACACCAGAGAAGUCACACGGGCGAGCGUCCUUAUGCGUGUCUGGAGUGCGGGAAAUGUUUUAUUCAGACAUCAGAUCUCCGUAUACACCAGAGAAGUCACACAGGCGAGCGUCCCUAUUCGUGUACAGAAUGUGGGAAAAGUUUCAUGCUCAAAGGAGACCUUCGUAAGCACAAAAGAAGUCACACGGGCGAGCGGCCUUAUUCGUGUUCAGUGUGCGGGAAAAGUUUCAUUCUGAGAAAUGCUCUUGUUAGACACGAGAGAAUUCACAAGGGCGAGCGUCCUUACUCAUGUUCAGUUUGCACAAAAUCUUUUAUUGAGAAAGGAGACCUCGGUAAACAUGAGAGAAUUCACAACGGGCAGCAGCCUUUCUCAUGUUCAGAGUGCGGGAAAGGUUUCGCUGCGAAAGGAAAACUUCUUCAUCACGUUAAAAUUCAUACAAGCUAGUGUCCUUUUUCACAAAGUGUGGGAAAUGUUUUACAGAAAACAUUCUUAAACACCAGUAAAGUCACACGGGUGACUGCACAUCCUCUUUCUCAAGGUGACAGAUAAAACAUCAAGGUUUCGAGCAUAUGCACAUCCUCUUUCUCAAGGUGACAGAUAAAACAUCAAGGUUUCGAGCAUAUGCACAUCCACUUUCGCAAAGUGACAGAUAAAACACCAAGGUUUCGAGCGUAUGCACAUCCUCUUUCUCAAGGUGACAGAUAAAACAUCAAGGUUUCGAGCGUAUGCACAUCCUCUUUCUCAAGGUGACAGAUAAAACAUCAAGGUUUCGAGCAUAUGCACAUCCUCUAUCGCAAAGUGACAGAUAAAACACCAAGGUUUCGAACGUAUGCACAUCCUCUUUCUCAAGGUGACAAAUAAAACACCAAGGUUUUGAGUGUAUGCACAUCCUUUUUCUCCAGGUUUUAGAGUGUGGGAAACGUUUUAAUGGGACAGGAAAACUUCUUACACACCGGAUAACACACGCAAGGAAGAGACGUUUUUUCAUUCUCAAAGUGUGGUAAAAAAUGGAAACAUAUUGGAAAUCGAAUUAGACACUGAGACUACGCAGACUUGAUGAAGCUGUGGUCGAAUGUAUGGUGAGAUUGAACUGGGAAAGUUUAUUCCAUGUAUGUUAAAAAAUAAAAUCAUUCAAGGGGUGCAUCCUGGUUGA